Leptonychotes weddellii (Weddell seal) is the source of this 902-nucleotide messenger RNA. RefSeq names its product suppressor APC domain containing 1 (gene SAPCD1). The record is from RefSeq and is a predicted model, not a curated record. Lineage: Eukaryota; Metazoa; Chordata; Mammalia; Carnivora; Phocidae.
UCGGAGCCAUGGGGAGCCAGGGGCCUGGCGGGCCGCCCCGCGGCGGGGCUCCCUACACGGUUCUGCUGCUGCCACUGGGGACAAGCCGCCGGCACCCAGGGGCCCGGAGCUUCUUCCUCUGGCUGCAGAGGAUGCAGGCUCUGGAGAGGGAGCAGGACGCCCUGUGGCAGGGGCUGGAGCUGCUGGAGCGCGGCCAGGCCUGCUUUGAGGGCCGUCUGAGGGAGGCACUGCAACAACAGCAGCACCUAGGGGCUCUUGGUGAGAAUUUUCUAACAGAUUUACACUCAGAGCCUCAUGGCCCCCAGUUAGCCCAGAUUCAAAAGGUGAACGUGUGUUUGCAGAAUCUGAUUCAGAAGUUCUCCCCACAUCCCUUAAAUAAGGCUAGUUCCUGUCCUGCCCAGGACUGGAAGGGAAGGCCAAGGAAGCAGAACUUACAGCAGCAACAGGAGUUGUCAAGGCAGCAGAAGGGAGGCAUUCAGCCAAAAGGCGAGACCACUCAGCCGGGCUGCCCCAAGAUGCAGAGGGGCCCAACCCGUCUGUAAAGCCUCCUCUGGGUUUCCUCAUUUGGUGAGGGGGGAGGCUGACUCAGAACCCCCAGUCUCCUCAUUCUGCCUCUUGACUUAACAGAUAAAUGGCUCCAGGUGGUGGGUCAACUGAAGUCCAAACAUCUUGGUGUAAAGUUUCUUCUCUGCAACUGAAAACUUCCAUUUCAUCUUCUCGGUGUCUUAUGCCCUCACUCUCCCUUAUAUGAUAUGCAUAAAUGAUCUUUCUUUGAAAUCCCUCUCUAGAGAAGACAUGUUUAUUGAAACUGUCCUUCAACUUUAAAUACAAAAAUAAAAUAGGCGCUUCUUCAGAAUUUCAAAUAAGAACAAUUCUAUAAAUAAACCUCACUCCCAACCUUA